AUGGGUCUCUUGAGGACCGUGGCCCUUACAGUCUUGGGAAUCUCGUUUCUUACCUUUGUCGCUCUUUUUGGUCGGCUUCCAGCUUUGAGAUCUGGGAGGUACUUGAUGCGUGAGAACCACCCGUUGGUACUGAUUUUCUUUGUAGCUAUCCUGUCGGUGUCAGAAAUUAUGUUUGUACCAGAUGCGUGGCCACGACUUGGAACGAUACAUCGACUCUUCGUUCCAGUGGCGAUAACACUGCCAUAUAUGUUCUUGUACGCUGCUGUCGUCUCCAAGUCCUUCGUCACGCCUUCAAAUCUCCAGGAAGAGUUGAAGCGGUACCCAUUUGAUCGGGUUCUCUUCCACCCAGGAAAUGAAUGUCCUACCUGCCACCUUCUGAAGCCUGCGCGAAGCAAGCAUUGUAGCCUGUGCAAGGCCUGUAUCUCUCGACACGAUCACCACUUGUUGUUGUUGUACGGCGUAUAUCUGGGCUAUACGCUUCUCGAUGGAACUAUACAGCAAGUUUUGUCUCCUACACUGGCGUCAGGAACUCACUGGAGCAAAGGUCAGCCAUGGUCGACGUUUUUCUUCUUCUGGACUGCGGCUAUCGCCGAUGAUAUUCGAAUUGGUUCAGUGUUUCUUCUGGCGAUUAUGACGGCACCUCUUGCCUUGGGAUUUCUCUCCUAUCACCUUUAUUUGGUCUGGGCGGGGGUGACAACAAAUGAAACCUCAAAGUGGGAUGAUUGGAAGGAGGACAUAGCAGAUGGCCUCGUCUUCAAGGCAAAAAGGAGCGAAAUAUACCCAGAACCAAGGCCUCGAGACGAGUCGAUUGAGCCCAAGUCAGCAUGGCCUGGAACCAGCGAUCAGGUGUUGAUCCUCACAGACGGACAACCGCCCAAGGGUUGGAUUUAUGAUAUCCACUCGGUCAAACUCGAUCAUUCAAAAGAUAUUAUUUUUAGUUAUUCUUACUAUAACCCCAAGCGCCUUCCUUGCCUGAUAUCCCUUGUGAACACUCGGCCUCCGCUGCUGGUCGAAAUGGCGGACCAACCUGCUGGAGAGGCAAGACCAGCCGGAGAGGCGAGGCCAAAAUGCACGCCGGCAGAACUGAUGCUGAAGGUCAUCCUGGCGGGGACUCUGAGCCACUAUGAGACUCCAGGCAUGAUCGACGACAAACGGCUGGAGCAUAUGCUGUCAGCUGACAUAUGGCAAGGCCUGACGGACGUCCUCACGAAGGCCAUCCCCGUCCUGGAGUCGCAAUCCUUCUCCUGGAAAAGCCCUCCGUCUGCGAACUAUGAGAAUUCGUCGUCCAACUUGAUAGCGUUCAACUAUUUCACCUUGGUCAAGGACAUUGAGCGACUUAACGAUCUUUGUACAAUUGCCCGGAACCUUCUUGCGACUACGAAAAGGGCGCAAAAUCUGGCUGCUGAGAAAGGGUUUGACCAGCGGAUCUUGGCUUUGAUAGAUACGUGCGUGAGAGUGACUGCGAGAGGCUUUGAUGGCGAGACCAAUGCCAGGAACGAGGAACGCUGGCAAAAAGUCGUCAAUCUCUAUAAGCGUCUACUGAUCACCUGCCUCCAAUUUCUGCACAACUUCAUCAUGCACAAUGAGCAACGAAAGCUUGUCCUCUGGCUGGAUCUGUUCGGAUACCCAACGACUGGAGAUUCGAAGAUCAUCACACCCAAGGAGCCUUUUGAUCCCAAUUACAGUACCCCUCAGGGUAUUGCUCCUGUGGUGAUGGCCGGUGAAAGAUUGGACAAUCCUCCCAUUAGAGCUCUCUAUGACCAAACUGCAGAGGAUUUGUUGCUGGAAACAAUCUCGAAUUUUCCCCGGGAACCUGCCAAUAUCAAGGAAGAGGCUGCUAUGCUUUUGCUUGCCAACAUCAAAGAUCACAUGGAGAAGCUCCUUGGGCGGGAUUUGAUGGAGAUACAAGAAAUGGGUAAGGACCCGGAACAAGUGAAAGAGAUUCGCGCAGCCCUUACUGCCAUUCUCGGAGCUAAAGUGGAUGGCUGGGCAGAUCUCAAGGACAAAGCACAAGAGCUACCACCUGCUCUUCCCGAAGAAGAGGAACCGCGGAAGAGGCCCAUCAUCAGCAUAGACCGCAGUGCAACGGCAGGGUACCCGCGGACAUGCUGGGCUGAUCUCCCUGACUUUGAUGAAUACAACGCUCUUACAGCGGCUGAUGCACCAGUGACAGAAGAGGAUACAAGCAUGCCUCGUUCUGCUCAGGCCGCUGCCGAGACCCUGCAGGAAGCAAAGGAUGAAUUGAUCGCAAGAUUACAAGAAACUUCGCAGAUCAUGGGUGAAGGAGAACAACACUAUGAUGGGGGAGAUGGUGGGGCAGCAGGAGAAGAUGACUCACGCAGCCUCGAUGGGGGCGCGGAAGGAAGCCUGGAAGAGGAGGAAGAAGAGGACGAUGAUGAGGAUGACGACUACGGUCCUCGACCCGGCGAACAAGCGCGCGGUUUGUUGACGGACAUUCCGCUGGUCUUGGGACCGGCAGAGAUCGAAGCACUUCCUAUGAUCAUCCAGGCGGGCAUUGUCGACAGUUUUGGGCUCAAAGGCGGGGAGAGAACGGGUGGGAGAAACAUGCAGGCGGUUCGUUGUCAUAUCCUACUAGCGAACGAGACGGGUCGUAACCUCCUUCGAGAACUUUUGAUCUUCAUCGCGGCCUGGGAUCUGCCUGAUGAUGAGCUCUAUUUCAAGAUGAUGGUCCAGAUCAUGGAAGCCAUCCUGAAGAACGGUUUGAUGUCUCACGCUUAUCAGGAAUUUAGCCAGCCAAAGGACAUCAUCUCUCCCGCCCAAGCUGUUGUCAUCAAGAUCCUCACGCAUAUCUUCCGAGCCAAAUAUUCGCCGGCCUCUGUUACUGGCCCAGCGCAGCAAAACAACGCAAAGGCACCGGCGCGACUGUCAAAGGUUGAUGUUCUCACGGUCCGCUACAUAUUUACGAUGUUCCGCGGGAAUGUCAUUCCAGAGACGUGUGCUCUUAUCUACCUUCAAGGCCAAAUCCGUGCCGGAAGGGCUCUUCCGGAGGAUUUCCCGCUCAAUCUGUGGGAUAUGGAGAGGGUGUACGAGGGUGUCUACCAAUUCCUGGAGUUCUUCGCCGUCCUCACCGAAAACAAUGACUGGAAGAACCUCCUCGUCAAGUGGGAGAUCGUCUACGACCUGGUUACAUUGAUUAAGGAGCUGGAGGCAAGCAUACCCAAAGGCGCCUUGACUUCCCUGGGAACGACAGCGACAUCGGGAGGGCGCAGCGGCAGUCCGCCCAAGGAAUCGCAAUCAAAAGGGCCAGUCGCCGUCGAGCGUCCCUAUGAUCCCAGCGACGUUGAUCCCGCCGAUACUGGUGCUGGCAGUGCCGGUUCUGGAGCAGAAUCGCCGCCGAUUACGGAGGAUCCGUCCGAAUUCGAAUGGAGGAAUCUCAAGAAACUCGUCGUGCUUGUUCUUUCGUCUCUCGUGUGGAAGUGUCCCGAGGUGCAGAAUCAGAUUCGCAAGUACGGCGGGAUUGAGACGAUCCUCGCGUGCACGAGCUUUGACGCGCACAACCCGUACAUCAAGGAGCAUGCGGUGAUGUGUCUGAAGUUCCUGCUCGAAGGAAACAAGGAGAACCAGAAGCUGGUCGAGGAGCUCGAGGCGAGAGAAGUGGUCAAAGAUCAGAGCGGCAUCCUAGAGAAGAGCGGAUACGAAGCCGUGAUCGAUCAGGUGGGAAAACUGUCCAUUCGCCCGAAAGAGAACAAGGAGGGGAAGGAGGAGAACAAGGAGGGAGAGCAGACCGAACAGAAGAAUGCAUCUUGA
Molecule: messenger RNA, 3768 nt
Organism: Rasamsonia emersonii CBS 393.64
Lineage: Eukaryota; Fungi; Ascomycota; Eurotiomycetes; Eurotiales; Trichocomaceae
Product: the function of CTR86 is not yet clear
Exons: 7
Coding region: 1-3768 (1255 amino acids)
Cellular component (GO): cytosol
Molecular function (GO): palmitoyltransferase activity
Source: RefSeq, a predicted model, not a curated record